Messenger RNA from Eruca vesicaria subsp. sativa (arugula), 1479 nucleotides. The record is from the annotation of a GenBank genome assembly. NCBI's taxonomy places the organism in Eukaryota, Viridiplantae, Streptophyta, Magnoliopsida, Brassicales, Brassicaceae.
ACCACCAAAAUCAGCGAUGGAAGCUAGACUCUCGGAGAGUCUCGGCCUCCCAUCUCCAAAUCUCAACCCCUGCCACGUCACCAACGACUUCAACUCCCUCGUCACCUACUUCUCCGAUCGCACCUCCGCUCAAAUCCCCACCGUCAGAAACAAAUCAGUUACCAAAUUCAAAUCCUCGAGAAAACAAUCUCCACCGUUCGCAUCAGCCUCAAUCUCCGAUCCCGAUUCCAAACCAGGCUUCCUUCAAUGGCUAAAGCCAGCUUCAAGAAGCAGUCCGAAGAUCCAAACGCUGAUGAAACACCUCUCCGUCUUCGAACGCGCCUUAAUCGGCGCAGGAGGCGGCGGAAUCGCCGGCGCAUUCACCUACGUCUGCCUUCUCCCGUUAGACACGAUCAAGACGAAGCUUCAGGCGAAAGGCGCCUCGCAGGUUUACAGUAGCAGCUUCGAUGCGAUAGUGAAAACAUUUCAAGAGAGAGGGAUUCUAGGGUUUUACAGCGGCGUAUCGGCGGUUAUCGUCGGCUCUACGUUCUCCUCCGCAGUUUAUUUCGGCACGUGCGAGUUCGGUAAAUCUCUCCUCGGUAAGUUCCCGGAGUUUCCUUCGGUUCUAAUCCCUCCCACAGCUGGUGCCAUGGGGAACAUUAUCUCAUCGGCUAUAAUGGUGCCUAAAGAGCUUAUUACGCAGAGGAUGCAGGUUGGAGCUAGUGGGAGGAGAUCUUAUCAGGUUUUGCUUGAGAUUCUUGAGAAGGAUGGGAUCUUGGGGCUUUACGCUGGCUACUCCGCAACGUUGUUGAGGAAUUUACCUGCGGGUGUGCUGAGUUACUCGUCGUUUGAGUAUCUUAAAGCUGCGGUUUUGGAGAAGACGCAGCAGAACAAUCUUGAGCCUCUGCAGAGUGUUUGUUGUGGGGCGUUGGCUGGUGCUAUAUCUGCUUCGAUUACCACGCCUCUUGAUGUGGUGAAGACGAGGUUGAUGACGCAGGUUCAUGUGGAGGCGGCUAAUAAGCUUGGUGCUGCUAUGUAUACGGGUGUGGCGGGGACGGUGAAGCAGAUAUUGAAAGAGGAAGGUUUGGUUGGUUUUACUCGAGGUAUGGGGCCUCGUGUUGUGCAUAGUGCUUGCUUCUCGGCUAUAGGGUAUUUUGCGUUUGAGACUGCGAGGCUGACGAUCUUGAAUGAGUAUUUGAAGAGGAAACAGGAUUCCGAAGCAGCGACUGUUGAUGCUUGAUUCUUUUUGAGAGACUCAAAUUAGCAUUCUGAGGAGUUUUAGCUUCGUGUGUUGUUUUCUUAGACAAGUUUGUUUUAGAGCUGAGUUGGUUCUGAAAUUGAAUCACUGUUUAAUUUGGUUUAACGUAUUGUUGGAGUAUUAUAGUUGCUGCAUUUUCAUCCAACCUUAAAUCAGUUUGUGUUUUAAUCUGAUUCAAUUUGCAUUUCAUAUUCAUAUUCAUAGACUCGUGUAAAUGUUGCCUUCAUGCUCAUAUCUUUUUC